Messenger RNA from Anopheles cruzii, 5159 nucleotides. It is a transcript of the gene raptor, whose product is annotated as regulatory-associated protein of mTOR. Gene Ontology annotation, molecular function: protein binding; protein-macromolecule adaptor activity. The transcript has 3 exons. The coding region runs from base 1 to 4272 and encodes 1423 amino acids. The record is from RefSeq and is a predicted model, not a curated record. NCBI's taxonomy places the organism in Eukaryota, Metazoa, Arthropoda, Insecta, Diptera, Culicidae. Gene Ontology annotation, cellular component: cytoplasm; TORC1 complex. Gene Ontology annotation, biological process: regulation of autophagy; cellular response to amino acid stimulus; TORC1 signaling.
AUGUGCAACAUGAUCGAGGUGUCGGAAACAUCGAACGACGCGAGCCACAAGGAGGACGAAGAUGACGCUUCGCUGCCGAUCAGCUUCGGCAGUGUGCGGCAUUUGGGCAAGAUCGAGGGCAUCAACUGCACGACGCAGAGUUGGCGCGUGAAGGAGCGCAUGAAAACGGUGAGCGUGGCGCUCGUGCUGUGCCUGAACGUCGGCGUCGAUCCGCCCGACGUGGUCAAGAUCCAUCCGUGCGCCCGGAUGGAGUGCUGGAUCAACCCGUCGUCCGUGUCGCCCGGCAAAGCGCUCGAGCUGAUCAGCUACGCGCUCCAAAAGCAGUACGAACGGUGGCAACCGCGAGCCCGCUACCGCCAUUCGCUCGACCCGACCGUGGAGGACGUGAAGAAGCUGUGCACCUCGCUGCGGCGCAACGCCAAGGAGGAACGGGUGCUGUUCCACUACAACGGUCACGGUGUGCCGCGGCCGACGUCGAAUGGCGAAAUUUGGGUGUUCAACCGUACCUACACCCAGUACAUCCCGCUCUCGAUCUACGAUCUGCAGAUGUGGAUGGGAGCCCCGUCGAUCUACGUGUACGACUGCUCGAACGCCGGCAUCAUCGUGAACAGCUUCAAUACGUUCGCCGAGCAGCACGAAAGUGAGAUGGAGCAGAUGCGGAACCGCAGCGGAAGCACCGCCAGUCACACCGAUCAGCAGCAGUCGCAGCAGCCAGCGCAGCAGGCGCCUCCCGACGGUAGCGCUGGCAACCGCAGUUCACCGUUGCCAGGGGGCGGUGCGCCGCCGCCGGCUACUACGACCUACCGCAAUUGCAUUCAGCUGGCGGCGUGUGCGGCCGAUCAGUUGCUGCCGAUGAACCCGAGCCUGCCGGCCGAUCUGUUCACGUCCUGCCUGACGACGCCGAUCAAGAUGGCGCUCAAGUGGUUCACGCUGCAGUCCACCUCGGAGCUGGUGCCGUACGUGGACGAGGACAUGAUCGACAAGAUCCCGGGCCAGCUGAACGAUCGGCGCACGAUGCUGGGCGAACUGAACUGGAUCUUUACGGCGAUCACGGACACGAUCGCGUGGAACACACUGCGGCCCGAGCUGUUCCAGAAACUGUUCCGCCAGGACCUGCUGGUGGCCAGUUUGUUUCGCAAUUUCCUACUGGCCGAGCGCAUUCUGCGGGCGUACGAUUGUACGCCGAUCUCGAGUCCGGCCCUGCCGCCCAGCUACCGGCACCCGAUGUGGUCCGCCUGGGAUCUGGCGCUCGAUCUGGCGCUGAUCCAGCUGCCGGACAUUCUGGAGAAGGGCAAACCGUUCCAACACUCGCCGUUCUUCGAGGAGCAGCUGACGGCGUUUCAGGUGUGGCUCGAGGGUAGCACCGAGCAGCGGAGCCCCCCGGAGCAGCUGCCGAUCGUGCUGCAGGUGCUGCUGUCGCAGGUUCACCGUUUGCGUGCCUUGGAACUGCUCGGCCACUUCCUCGACCUUGGCCCGUGGGCCGUCAACCUGGCGCUGAGCGUCGGCAUUUUCCCGUACGUGCUGAAGCUGCUCCAGAGUUCGGCUCCCGAGCUGCGGCCCUUCCUCGUGUUCAUUUGGGCAAAAAUUCUGGCCGUCGACGGCACGUGCCAGAUCGAUCUGGUGCGCGACGGUGGCCAUCGAUACUUUUUGCUCGCCCUGCAAGACACGAACCCGGCGGCGCAGUGCUUCAAGGGGAACCAUCGGACGUACGCGGCGUUCGUGCUGGCCUGUAUCGUGCACCGGUUCCCGAACGGACAGUCGAGUGCGCUCCAGAGUCAGCUCGUGUCGAUCUGUCUCGAUCAGCUGAACGAUGCCGGAAAUCCGCUGCUCCGCCAGUGGCUUGCCAUCUGCUUGGGGCACCUCUGGCAGCACUACGAGCAGGCGCGGUGGUCCGGCGUACGGGACAAUGCGAACGAAAAGCUGUACCAGCUGCUGAGUGAUCCGCACCCGGAAGUGAGGGCGGCCGCGGUCUACGCCCUCGGUACGUUCAUCAGUUCGGUGACGCAACGGUCGGAUCACGCCAACAACAUCGAUCGCGCCACGGCCAUGCAUCUGUUCGCGACGGUCAGCAACGAUAUGAGCCCGCUCGUGCGCAUGGAACUGAUUGCGGCCCUCCAGUGGAUGGUGCUGUUCUUCGAGACGCAGUUUGUGGGCACCUUCAUGCAGGUGGACAGUCCGGAGCGUAGCUGCAAUCCGAUGAAGCGCGUUUCGAGCACGAACAACAUUCUCGGCGUCGGCAAGUCAUCGGUGACGGUGGGUUUCUACCAGCGGCUGUGGAACGGGUUCGUGGCCCUCUCGAGGGACCCGUUCCCGGAGGUGGCCUUCAUGGCGCAGAAGAUCGUCGAUUACGUGCGCUCCGAGACGGCCAAGGAGGUGACGGUGUGCGAGAAAAGUGGCAACGUUCACCACUACGGUGGAUCAGUGGCCAGCGUCAGUUUGCCACCGUCGCCGAACACGCGCGUCAACUACCUGUCGGGUGAAUCGCCACCGGCGCACCACGACAAUGGAAUCCAUCGGCUCGGAAGCCAUCACACGCCGCUGUCGAUGAAGAAGCGCGUCGUCCAGGGGCUGAACGAGAGCGGCGAUUUCUCGGAGACCCCGCAAGACAAGCAACCGGCGUCCGUGGGGUCAGCGGCACAGAAGCUGGCCGCCGGAGCCGGAAGCAAGCUUCUCGAGUGGUCUACUAGUCAGCAGCAACCGGCACCUUCCGUGGCCAACACCUCGUCGUCAGCGUCGGCGACCCCGCUGAAGCCGAUCGUUAGCACCAAGUUCAUCGAGUGGUCGGUGAGCUUCUUUGCCCAGCCCUCGAAGCAUAUGCACGACACGAUGGAAGGUGGCGGAGCUGGUGACGGUGGUGCCGAUGGUGGCCGGAACGCGGUGGACCACAACUCGUCGGAGUAUCUGAACCGCCAGGCACGCUGCCUGCGCAAUCAGGCCGUGCGGGCCGAAGGAAGCGUCCAGCGGAGGAAGGCCAUCUUUAAGCGGCUCGAUGUACAGCACUGGUCCUGCCGCACGCAGCACGCACCGACCAUCAUCAAGCUGAACCCGUACGACGAGCAGCUGGCGUUCGCCUACAAAGAUCGCGUUAUAGUGGUGAAUAUGAACACGGACACGACGUACACACUGGCACCGGCGAAACAACCGGACGGUAGCGGCGGUACCGGCACCGGCAGCAACACCAGCAGCACCGGCAACAUUAGCUCGCAACAGCAAUCGCAUCAACUGUUCCCUACGCUACAGCAGCACGGCUCGACCCACCGCCUAAUCGGUCCGUCGAUCAGCCAAUCGAUCAGUUUUCUCGAUCAGCACCAACCGCAAUCGUUACAGCACCACCACCACCACCAGCUACGGUCAUCGCACGAAACGUUCCCGCACUCGGUGGCCGCCAGCCAACCGCUCAGCGUCACGUCGCUGGAGUUCAUCAACGCGCACGACGUGGGCCUCGUAAUGGCCGGCUACAGCGACAGCACCAUCCGUCUGUGGCGUGCCGAGGAGGCCGGCGGCGGCAGCGUCGAUAAUCAGCACCAGCACCAGCUGCUGUCUGCGUGGCACGGACUGUUGGACUUUAACACGGCAAGCCUGGCCAAGGUGAGCUGUCUCGAUACCGGCAACCAAGGGGCGCACCCGAGCGGCGGGGGUACCGUGGCACCGGGUGGCCUGGUGCUUGCGUGGCACCAACGCUCCCAGACGAUAGUGGCCGCCGGCGAGGCGAAGUACGUGCGGUUGUGGGAUGCCGAGCGGGAGAUGCGAAUCUGUGAUAUGCCGAGCGGUUCCGAUACAUCGAUCCGGAAGCUGUCCUGUGCACCGAACGGCCUGUUUGCGGCCGGCUUCUACGAUGGCAGUGUGCGCAUCUUUGACCGCCGGUGCCCCCCGGCGGACCAGCGGUGCGCUACGAUACGCGAACAUCUGCACCCGAUCCUGACGCUGUGUAUGCGCGACGACUGCGAGAGCCUCGUGGCGGCCUGCGCGGGCUCGAUCGUGCGGUUGUACGAUCUGCGCAAGAGCUCCGCUUCGCACCAGCACUGGAGCGCCGGGACGGACGUGUCGGCGAUGGCCAUACACUCCAGCGCCGACAUUCUGGCCUGUGCCACCAACCAGAUCACCAUCUACGGACUCGACGGGACGGUGCUGAGUGCGGGCCGGAGCAGCGAUGGGUUUAUGGCCACGCGCAAGGGCGUCGCGUCGUGCCUGUCGUUCCACAAACACAAACUCAACCUGGCCGCUGGCUACAACGACAAUACGGCGGCCGUGCUAGUGCCGGACCGGAAGUGAACCGCCAUCAUCAACCGGAACUAGGUUACAGCUUUAAUGUACGCGAGCGGGAGAGUCACUGCGCCCCACGAACAGCGCUAACCUGGGCUACAAACCAACCUAGAGCCCGACGAGAUCCUGGUCACCACCACCAUAGCCGGCCUUACGCUAGAAUUCGCGCGGACGCACGCGGCUUACUAAAUGCAGCUUGGCUGUAACGCCGCGGCCGCCAUUGCCGGCGCACAUUGGAUAUCGAGUCAAAUUGCCAUUGUUGAGGGGGUUUACGCCGUCGCCCCAUACGCUUACGCUGCUAUCGUGUCCGCUAGGCUAGGCUAGGCACACACACCGAAACACAGAGAAACCUUAGAAGAACCCGCCCGUGAAAUAGUUUUAGUCGAACGUCGUCGUGUACAGCAAAAUGUCGCUUAAAAAGCAAACAAACAAUGAAAACAAUGAAGCAUUGAGCAAAAACUGAAGAAAACUCGAACCGGUACACAAUACACAACAAUCGUCUGCCCCGCGUGCUCGAUCCGGGCUCGGCAUUCCGUGGCUGAGCGGAACCCGGGAUCGAAAAGCCGGCAGAGUUCUUUUUCCGUUCGUUUAGUCUUUAGUAAGCAUGCCCCCUCCGGGUCAUUAUGUUCCGUUUCGGCGUUGCUGUUUUUUUAUUGUUUUAUACUUUCUUUCCGCUACGUUCGGCGCAUAACGUUUGCUUUUACGCGUAGCAAAUGAUGUGGGAAAAUGAUUCGGGAAGGAAAAUAUUGUUUUAAGCCUAUAUUACAACCCUAGCUGUCCCUUUUUUUACCCAUUGUUUACUGUCGGUGCACAGUGCUGUUUUAUUUUCUGUAUAUAAAGUUUACCGGAACGAAUUACACGAUAAACUGUAAAUAAAAACACACCAUGCAGGUAAA